GUGGGACUUUCCGCAUACGUCAUUCGGUGCUUCCGAUUUCUUAGCUAGCCCGACCGUGGUGUUCUUUAUAUUAGACGUUAUAAACCUCGCUGUGCCGCCGUGUAUUACAUACCGAGCAUACCAUGUAGACGCCAAAAGGUCUGAACAACCCCGACAAGUUGGAAUAUUGAGACGUGCUCGUCCGAAGCGACGCUAACACCGAGAGAGGCUAUGUCAACAACGCGGCCCCUUCUCGGUAUGAAGCGAGUCACGGAGCUCGCGUGCGUCGAGCAGCCGACCAGCAGGUUCCCCGCCUCGGCCGCGAGGCAGCAGCAGCAGCAAGACGUUCCAAAGGUGGAUGAGUUUACUGUCCUGGAGAAUAAGGAAGACGAGCUGAAAUGUGCCCAGUCUCGAGUGGAAUACGUUUUCAAAGUGACGUUCACUAUUAUCGGGUUGUUGGACCACACUGGACAAGACCACGGCAGCACGGCUGCGCGUCAGAUUUGGCUACAGCUCAGAGGAAACACUGACGACGUUUCGAAAGCAAAGGAGUAUGUGAGGGGGCUGUGUGACCCAGAGCUGCAGAAAGAAGAACGCUAUCCAGUGGACAUGCACUGUAUCUUUGCCGGAGCUCGGGGCCUGUUCCUGGACAGACUCAUACGGGACACGAGUGCUGAGGUUUUGGUUCCUGAGCCAGGACGCCUGCGCUUGCUGGGCCGUGCUGAGCCUGUGGUGAUGGCGCAGAGCAGAGUUCAACAGUUUGUGGCACUUUUCCAGGAAAAGCGAAGUCUACUGAGUGACAGAGAGCAGGCAGUGAAACGAGCGUUUAAGUCCUUUGUGGAGGAACGGGACGAUAAGUACACCAUGGAGCUUCUUCUACUGCCUAGUGCGCUCAAAGAAGAAUUACUCAGACUGGCACACAGUCCAACCAGCUCACAUGCAACCUCGCUGGCUCUCCUGAACCAGAACCUUCAUCCAAGCAUGGUGGAGUUGGAUCAAGAUCGCUCACAGAGUAGCACCCCCGUGACGGAGCUGUCAAAUCGCAUCCUCGAUACUAGCUUUGAAGACAGAGGCACACGGACGAUGCUGUUUGGCGACAGUGCUGGAAAAGCAGGAGGAGGCAUCGGUUUGGGUCCUGAGGCCAUCCUGAUGAAUGGCACCAGGCCUUCACACAAGCGACGCUCUUCAGAGAGUGAAACUCGGGACACUAAGAGGCAGUAUUCUCUGGAGCGGCGGGACGAGUCUCCAGAGAGGUCGAGGGACAGGGAGAGACACCGGGACCGAGAAGGCCAUGGGGCCAGUGGUGGUUAUCGAUCCAAAAAAGCGUCUGCUUCAUGCACAAUCUCCUCCUCCUCCUCCUCCUCCUCCUCCUCCUCCUCCUCAGCUAAAGCAAACACAGUUGCUGGUCCAAUCAUGCUGAACCCUUGUGAGGGUAUCACUGAAGAGAGUGAGGCAGUCAGCCCAGAAACCAAUUUCCGUUGUUUGGUCAAUUUCUUCAGAACCAUGGGUUACCAGCAGGAUGUGGUGGAGCGUGUCAUCAAGGAUACCGGACAAACGGAAGACACCUUCCUCAUUCUUGAGAAAAUUGUGUCAGAAACGAAGAAUUGUGAGGAGGAAACAAAAAGAGGAGUCAAAGAAACCAAACUGAACAAUAAGCGCUCUUCAGACCUUCCCUCGUCCUCCUCGACGAUGACAUCUCUAGCCGUCGAGAGGGAGAGCGAGCGGGAGUCUGGGAGGUCCAAAGAAAAUAUUAGGCCCAGCCAUCAUGGAGCCAGUAGUAAUGGACUUGGCCACCGGAGGCAGUGCAGUGGAAGUGAAGCCAGCACUCAACAGGCCAUUACUAUCAAGAGGAGCUCCAGUGCCCAAGGAAGUGCAGGAAACUAUGAGGUCAUUACCAUUUCCGAUGACGAUGAUGCCGUCGCGACAAACAGCAAAACAGCAGACACUCGGACAUCAAGGGUUACGAUGGUGCACGCAGACACCCAGACCGGAUCCAGAAUGGACUACUUGGCACGGGGAGGUGGGAACGUUUCACACAGGGACCACCUAUCAAGAGGCGGGACUCGGACUUUAGGUGGAUCAGUAAAAGUUGAGAAUGUGACUGCACUGCGCAGUGCACCCCAGUGGCUGACAGCCAGCACCACUUCUGUGGCUUCCACUGCCAAUUCGGCUCCUACCUACUCUGCCUACCAGACCCUCGGCCACAUGGGCUGUCACGGCGGCGGAGCCAGGAAUCCCCCCACAAGCAACCCACCGCCGCCCCCUGUGACUGGGCUGGCCCGUUUUCACCAAUCAUUGAAGACUCCGUAUAAACUGAAGCUACAGAAUGAACCAGGGCUACCAGAACUGCGCCACAUCAUCAUCGAUGGCAGCAAUGUGGCUAUGGCUCACGGCCUAAAUCGGUUCUUCUCCUGUCGAGGGAUAGCACUUGCAGUGGAGACAUUUUGGAGACGGGGCCACAGAGAGAUCACUGUAUUUGUUCCUCAGUGGCGCCAGAAGAGAGAUCAAUUGACAACAGAACAACAUUUUUUAAAUCAACUGGAAGACCUGCGGCUGCUUUCUUUUACCCCUUCCAGAGAGGUCUGUGGCCAAAGGAUAGCCUCACACGACGACAGAUUCCUACUCCACUUAGCUGAAAAAACAGACGGCGUGAUUGUAACCAAUGACAACCUGCGAGACUUUGUCAACUCUUCGGACACUUGGCGCCGUAUCAUUCAAGAGAGGUUACUGCAAUUUACCUUUGUGGAGGACCAUUUCAUGAUCCCUGAUGACCCUUUGGGUAAAAACGGACCUCAUCUGGAUGUUUUCCUUUGCAAAAACAACAGGUAUUUUCCGUUCACCCCUCCCCCUCUUAGACCCCCGGACCUGCGUCCAUCCACCAACCAGCAGCAUCCGGUCUACGUGCAGGCCCUCCACUCGGCACCGUGGACCCCCGCCUUCACUCCCCAGCCCCCCCCUUCCCAUCCGCCUCACCCCAGUGCACAGUGGCCCCAUCCAGGCCGUCGCCGCACCGCCUCCCCCUCGCCGUCACCCCCUCCUCAGCGUUCGCCGGGGGAGACGUCCGAGCUGAGGGGGAAGCUAUGUGCGAUUUUCCCGGACCAAAAGCAACAGAUCGACCGCAUCCUCAGUGACAACCCGUACAUGAGAGACUUAAACGCCCUGUCGGGGCUGCUGCUGGGGUGAUGCACUGGCCCAACAACCAGACGUCCGUCAUACAUGCAUAGUAGGGGACCCAUAACAACUAUUUAUUUGAUAUUUUCUUUUAUUUUCUCUUUCAUCUUGGGCAGUCUUGAGUUGGUUUUGUCAUUUGUUUCAUUUUUAUUGACCCUAAAGCGUAUUUAUUCAUCUGAUUUGAAUAUUUGUUUUCUUUUUUGUUUUCAGCUGGAAACAUGUAGGCCAAAACUAUUAACAAAAAAGCUUUCUUUCUUUCGAUCUCUCAGCCUCUCUUCUUUGUCACGCUCUCUCUUUUUAAAUUCUUUAAAUAUGGGACCAGCAUGGAUCGAGAUUAGAGGACUGGUCCCAGAACUGACGGGCUUCCUACCACAAAUGCAUCAGUACUACCUAAUGACUGCCAUUACACAAAUAAACCAGCACAUUUUAUUUCAUGGUUUCCCUGCAAAAUGACAUUUACUGUACGACUUGUAAUUUUAAAGGCAGGCAGUUGUGAGCACAACAUACAUACAUCUGUAUCUAUGCAUAGUUUGGCCGAACAUAAAACAACAUACAUAGUGGGCCCAUUUGCGCCCCUUCAAAAUGUAUAUUUGAACAUAAUGCCUCAUACAUUACAACAGCACCUUCAAAUGAAUGGAAAUGAACCAUUUUGUUUUCCAUUUGCUCUUAAGGUUUGGUUCGCAGCCCUUAAUAUUUGGGAGGUCAACUUUCUCCCCUUUUAAUCUCAAAGCCUCAUAGCUUGCUAACGUUGUUAACUUCAGCUUUAAAAUUUCAAGCGCUGAAUCUUAAAUUGUUGUUCCAAAUACCUUGAUUGAGCGGAGUGCAUUUUUGAGGGGAGGAAUAUGUUCCUGAGAUUAACUGUGUUGGUUGUUUUGGAGCCCCAUUACUGCUGUAGCCACUCCAUCUUGUUUUAAAACACUACAAGGCUCAGUUAUGUAGUUUGCAUUUAUUGGAUUAAGUUAAAUUGCAGCCACAAAACAGAAGUACGUUCACUUUUUGACUCUACCUUUGUAGCAAAGAUGUACAUAGGUUUGAUUCACUCCUCGUGCUUCUGCACCCUCCAAGCAGAAUGUGGACAAGAAGCUUCCCCUGCAUGCAUGUUAUGUUCAUCAUUUGUGUAAUAUGCCAACCCAAGUCUGUAUAAAAGCAGGUUUUGUUCAUCACCCUCAGCAUUGCCGAAUGAGUUUCUUUUGUAUUAUAUUUUUCUUGUGGACUUCAUUGGUCUGGUUUUUUUUUUUUUGUAAAUCUGAAUAUUUUUGGACAUGUGGUUUUUAUGUAUGUGAAGAAUCCAAAUAAAUGCCACAGUCCACAGAAAGCUUCUGCACUACCCUGCAGUUAUCCUUCUCUGAACGGUUCCGUGAUGAACAAAGUACCCGUUCAAUUUUUUGAGGUGGUAGUUUGAAUUUCUUGAGCGUUACUGCGUGCAAACGGGAGAAUGUAAAUAAUACUUUUCUUGAGGGAUCAAUAAAGAGUAUUACCACCAGAGUUCUGACUACA
This is a messenger RNA of Syngnathus acus (greater pipefish), 4647 nucleotides long. RefSeq names its product nedd4 binding protein 1 (gene n4bp1). The transcript is spliced from 12 exons. Bases 211 to 3162 code for a protein of 983 amino acids. Gene Ontology annotation, molecular function: RNA binding. Gene Ontology annotation, biological process: negative regulation of protein ubiquitination; negative regulation of proteasomal ubiquitin-dependent protein catabolic process. NCBI's taxonomy places the organism in Eukaryota, Metazoa, Chordata, Actinopteri, Syngnathiformes, Syngnathidae. Gene Ontology annotation, cellular component: nucleus; PML body. The record is from RefSeq and is a predicted model, not a curated record.